Molecule: messenger RNA, 1456 nt
Organism: Paramacrobiotus metropolitanus
Lineage: Eukaryota; Metazoa; Tardigrada; Eutardigrada; Parachela; Macrobiotidae
Product: trichohyalin-like
Exons: 5
Coding region: 158-1270 (370 amino acids)
Source: RefSeq, a predicted model, not a curated record
GCGGGAAAAUGCAGCUGCCGAACGGGCGCGGCAUCAGCGUGGGCUGUUCUUUUCUGAUCGACAGAAAGAGUUGCAGAACGUGCUGUAUAAGGACUACGCCCAAGAGCAACAGGAAGGCGCAAAAAUCCAGAGCGAUAAGCCCACCCGACUGGAUGAAAUGAGGGUUAAAGCAGAGCAUUUAAGGGCAAAACAUGAAGCACAGGAGCGAAAUUACGUUGAUCAGCAAUACGAAAGAAUCUGGAAAAAUGGUAUGAGUGCUGAUAAACUGCGAAAUCUGGAAUAUGUGAAACACAAAUACGAUGCGGUCAAACACCUCGGAGAGCAAAUGCUUUAUAAAGCUCUGGAUGAAAUGGAAGACAGCCAAGUAGAUGAAUUUUAUCACGCGCUUGCCAAGGAAUCGGCAGCAAAAGAACAAGCGCAGCUACAAGCUGAAGCGGAAGAGAAACACAAAUUAGAACAGCAAGCGCAGCAGCGUAUACAGGAACAAAUUCAACAAAAUGCCGACAACAAAAAGCAACGCAAAAUGCAGCGACUGGUGGAAAGAGAUAAAACAUUGUUUAAAUCAGAGCAAUUGCGCUUCGACAGCUUCAGAGAAGAUUUCCAGCGUAGGCUGGAGGAAAAAACCAAAAGAAGUGAAAUUCAUACAAAGGAACACAAUUCGAUUCAUGAAGAACGACAGCAAGCACUGCAGCGCGAGCAGAAAGAAGCAGAAGAGACGAUCAAAUACCUUGAAAAGGAAAAAACAGAAAGGCUAGCAGCAGAGAAAAAAGCAAAGAGUCAGUUACGCCAAGAAUAUUUCGCACAGCAGCAAUACAGCCAACAACUGAUGUCCGCUUCCGGCAACGAUGCCUUGGAUAAACAUAUUGCUGAAAUGCAGAGAGAGCAACAAUAUGAAGCGUUAUAUACGUUUCUCAACAAUCUUAAAGCAAGACAAGGAUUACAGUACCGGAUAAACAAAGAACUAGACAAUCAAAUUCACAUUAAAGGGCUUGACAAAGUGCACCGCAGGAAGGAGAAAGAACAGGAAAAGGAGCAACAAGCCGUUGAAGCAGCACUGUUUCUCAAACGCCGAGAAGAAGUAGAAGCGUUGCGCCGACAACAGGCCCUGGAGAAUGCGGAUAUCUUGCGCUAUCAAAUCCAGGAUAGAAAAGAACGAGAAAAGGCUCUGGCAGAUGGUACCACUGAAUUUUUCCAAACUCAAAAGAAAAACCAGGAAGAGGAAGACGCUCACAUACGCCUGCUAGCGCAAUCUAUGCUUUCGAGUAUGUAAAAAACCAACGCAUAUACAAUAAAAAUGAUAAUUAUUCGCCUAAAUGUUCUGAUUAUUUUGGCCAUGCUCUACCCUAGUGCGUGCAGCUACCCCAUUCAAACAUUGCGACGAUAUGAUUGUAUUUUUUUGAAGCAAAACUGCAAAUAGCCCGUAGAGUAACAUCGAAUACGCAGCGCAGAAAACAGA